Messenger RNA from Caretta caretta (loggerhead turtle), 3450 nucleotides. The record is from RefSeq and is a predicted model, not a curated record. Lineage: Eukaryota; Metazoa; Chordata; Testudines; Cheloniidae.
AUGUGCCAGAAGACUUGUAUCAAUGCCAGAGACAAAGAUUUCAACUAUGCUCAGUACCAUGGAGAUUCUUAUCUGGAAUUUCAAGGUUUUCAGUUGAAACCACAAAACAACAUCCAUCUAGAAUUUCAGACCUAUAGCUGCCAAGGACUCCUUCUGUACAUUGAACAGAGCCCAGCAACAAUGGGACAUUUCUUUAUUCAACUCUUCAUCAAACAUGGUACCUUACAGUACCAAUUCAUAUGUGAUGGGGCAGCAGAAGUUAGAAGCAUCAAUACUACUAUUAGAGUGGAUGAUGGACACAAGUAUAGAGUUCACAUUAGGCAAGACAUGAUACCAUGUGAUGCUGAAAUGUCUGUCCUGGGUAUUUCUACGAAGAUAAGCAUGCCUACCGAUCUCUGGUCCAGUUCAGUUUGGCUUGAGACAGGUCCUAUAUUUAUAGGUGGUUUGCCUCAUCGCUACGCAAAAAAACAGGUGCCUGAACCUGUCUACAAUUUCACCGGCUGUAUGCAAGUCCUAGAAAUCAAUAAUCUAGGACCUCUCACCUUCUCUAAUGCUGUGGGCAGAAACAAUAUUGACAGCUGCAGGCUUCCUCUUUCUACACACCUGUCAACAGAUGUCCUUGCUGCUGCUUCUGAUAUGUCUGGACUUCUCAAGCCUGCUGAGCCUUCCUUGAGUUCUCCUGGGUUGCCAUCAGUGUGUCAGAAGAGUUUGUGCCAUAAUGGAGGGACUUGUCAUCACAUCCAUCUUUCUAGUGGGGCCGCAUCAUUUCAAUGUGACUGCCCUCUACAUUUCUCUGGGCGUUUCUGUGAAAAAGCCAAUGAAAAGAAUUUUGGAGAACAGUUUCUUCAUCUGUAUCUGGAAGAAGGAAGACCAACAGUUCGAUUUGGGUGUGGCAACUCACAAAACAUUCUGGCUGUGUCCGUCAAUCAAUCUGUUAGCAAAGAUGUACUCUUAUCUAUCACAGUAAGCUAUAUGUUGCCUGUUAGCAGUCCUGGAGGUUAUUGUAUGAUUAAAAUGGCUGCAGAUGGAAAUCCUCCUGUGCAACACAGAGUCUCCCUGACAUAUCCUGUGUCUCAGAGCACCUUUGGAUCAAUGUUCCUUGGAAAUGUCCCUGCUCAAGCUCAGGUCCACCAGAGUGCAGGACGGAUUCAGGGCUACAGAGGCUGCAUUAGGGAGUUUCAAGUGAACAACAAAGAAUUAUUUAUCAUCGACGAGGCCCUAGGUGGGAGGAACAUUGAGAACUGCAAUGUCCCUGUCUGUGAUUAUCAUCCAUGUCACAAUGGCGGUACCUGCACCAGUGAUACAGAAAACUGGUUCUGUGAAUGCCCUGGACUCUACUCUGGAAAACUGUGUCAGUUUGCAACUUGUGACGAGAAUCCAUGUGGGAACGGUGCUACUUGUUUUCCAAAAUCCAGCCAAGAUGCUGUUUGCCUCUGUCCUUAUGGAAAAGCUGGAAUCCUCUGCAGUGAUGCUAUUAAUAUUAGCCAGCCCAGUUUCAGUGGCACAGAUGUAUUUGGCUAUACCUCAUUCCUAGCCUUUUCUGCAAUCCCAAAUAUCAGCUUCUACUAUGAAUUCCGCCUGAAAUUUCAACUGGCAAACAACAACUCAGCAGUACAAGAUAAUCUGAUAUUUUUCACGGGACAGAAAGGCCAGGGUCUCAAUGGAGAUGAUUUCCUGGUGCUAGGCCUGCGUAAUGGCAGUGUUGUAUACAGCUACAACCUGGGCUCUGGCACGGCCACUCUCAUUAGUCAGCCACUCGAUCUGACACUCAGUAUUCAUGUGAUCCAUCUUGGCAGAUCUCUCCGAGCAGGCUGGCUGAAGGUGGAUGAUCAUAAGAAUAAAUCCGUCACAUCCCCAGGAAGGUUGGUUGGGCUCAAUGUCUUCAGUCAAUUUUAUGUCGGCGGUUACAUUGAAUACACUCCUGAACUCUUACCAAAUGGAUCCAAAUUUGAGAAUGGCUUUCAAGGGUGUAUUUUUGACAUAGAAGUUCGGACUGGAAAGGAUCACCGAUUUAAAUCACCAGGUAUUCCAGAAGGCCAUCCCAAUGCAGGUCGCAGUGUAGGACAAUGUGAAGAUUCCCCAUGCAGUUUAAUAAAAUGCAGAAAUGGUGGAAUGUGCAUGGAAAGUGGCUCUACCGUUUACUGUGACUGCCCCACUGGAUGGAAAGGAGCAUUUUGCACAGAGACAGUUUCAGUUUGCGAUCCUGAGCACAACCCACCACAUCUCUGUGGAAAAGGUGCUACCUGUGUGCCACUGCCUGAUGGAUACGCCUGCCACUGCCCACUAGGAACCACUGGCGCCUUCUGUGAACAAGCCUUAUCCAUCAGUGAUGCAUCUUUCAGAAGUAAUGAAUCAUCGUGGAUGUCAUUUGCUUCCUUUCAUAUCCGACACAAGACUCACAUCCAGCUACAAUUUCAGCCUCUUUCUGCAGAUGGUAUCCUUUUUUAUACUGCCCAGCACCUUAGCCCUCGAUCAGGUGACUUCCUAUGUAUAUCCUUAGUAAAUGGAUUUGUACAGCUACGCUACAGCCUUGGUGACAAGAUAGUCAUCUUACAGUCUCUUCAAAACGUGUGUACAAAUGGAAGUACAUGGCAUUUCCUUAAAGCUGGAAGAGUAGAUAAUGAAGGUUACCUGGAUCUGGAUGGCAUCAACAUUACGCAGAAAGCCAGUGCCGGAAUGACUGCCCUCGACAUAAACACAGAUUUCUAUGUUGGAGGAGUGUCAUCCUUAAAUCUUGUCAAUUCAAUGGCAACAGAGAAUGAACCCAUAGGUUUCAGUGGGUGUAUACGAGAAAUUAUUAUAAACCACAGAGAACUAAAACUCACUGAAGCAGACCCUAAAGAUGGUUCCAAUGUAGGUGACUGUGAUGGAACUGUUUGCGGUUAUACAGUGUGCAAACAUAAUGGUAAUUCAUACAUCAAAUACAUGGAUCCUCAUUAUGGAAAGAGAGACCUCAGAUUUACCAGUGUCUCUCUAAAUUUUACUACCAGUCAGAGUGAAGGCUUAAUUUUAUGGAUGGGAAAAGCUGAAGAUGAAGACAAUGAUUUCCUUGCAGUUGGUCUUACUAAUGGGACCUUGAAAGUUGUGGUUAAUCUUGGAGAAAGAAUCUCUGUCCCUUUAAUCCACAGUAAACAUUCCCUUUGUUGCAAGAGAUGGCAUUUUAUCACCAUAGCUCAAAACCAGACUUCUAUUAAAGUGUACCUUGAUGAAUAUCUGGUUCUCUUUGAAGAUAUUGAUCCACAAAGAAAAUACAUUGCUCUAAACUAUGGAGGCAUUUGCUAUUUUGGUGGGUUUGAACUUGGCAGAAAAGUAAACAUAGUCACUUCAGGGCUUUUUACUCAGCAGCUAUUUGGUAAAAUUAAAGAUGUUGUACUCUUUCAAGAUUCUAAAACAAUCCAAUUAAUUAAGGCAGAAGGCUACAAUGUUUAUGAUGGAGAUGGGAUUAAUUGA